ACCUAUUUAAACGGUUCUGCCUAAAUACUUGAACCUAGAGCAAGUAAAAUAUAAGAUCUAAAAAAUAAAAUGCCACCUGAUAUUCAUAUUUCAUUUCAUAGUUGACACGUCUAUCAUACGCAAAAUAAAUAACAAAUUGUUAGGUGUACAAAUAUUUUCCUGUAAUGCCUUUUCUCAAGAUUUAAAUACUUGACAGGCGAUUGAAAUACCUGCACCUGUCAAGCAGGUUACACAACACAAACUUGCAUUCUCAGUGCCGAAAAUAACAAUGCAGAUUUAUGGUGUCCUCUGAUGUGUUGAGAGCGAAGACAGAUUUUGAGGAAUGGCAAAGAAGUGUUUUGAAGAUCAAAAUCCUCUCUGUUGUUCUAUCUGCUUGGACCAACUUCAGGAUAACAAUUCCCAUGGACACAAUUACUGCCUGGAUUGCAUUAAAGACUGGGAUGCACACGGCAGCAAAGAGACAAGUUAUAGUUGCCCUCAGUGCCGAAAGACCUUCACACCCAGACCUGUUCUCAACAAGAACACCUGCAUGUUUGCAGAGAUGGUGGAGAGGUUUAAAAACACAGGACUUCGGGAUUCUUCACCUACGCAUUUUCAUGGUUCUGGCCCGACGGAGUGUAAAAUCUGUACCGCACAAAAAACAAACACUUUGAAGGUCUGUCCAGAAUGUGAGGAUUUACGCUGCAAGACCCACCCGUGCCAUCGUUUUAAUGACCACACCAGAGAAAAGCACACAGUAAUUGUUGUUAGUGCGGACUAUCACGGCAAUAUCUUCUCUCGGCACAACAGACUGCUGGGGGUUUACUGUCGUACAGACCAACAGUUCAUCUGUACUCUGUGUCUUAAAGAUGCCCACAGAGGACAUGAAGCAUUUUCAAUGAUGCCCGAGAAGAACGGAAAAACUCCAGAACACAGGAGACCUAUGGCAAAAAAAGCACACAGGGGCAAGAGCAAAACAAGUGGACAUGGCAAAAGAAAGUCUAAUAAGAUCAUGCAUGGCACUGGACAUAGACACAGUGGCGGGCAUACCCGGGUCUCACAUGCAAACAGUGGGCAUGAAACUGUCCAACAAAAGAGCAGUGGACGUGGAGUUCAUUCUCAUGGGCACAGUCAUGGUGUUGGACGCAGGAAGAGUAGAGAUGGGGGUCAUGGAGAUUUAAUCACAGGUCAUGGUCAUGACAGGAAAUGGCUCUAGAAGAACCACAGGAGAUACCUAAAAUGUCCAGUGAUUCAUGAAGGAACGUCAAGAGAUUUUAUAUGAGCUUAAGCACAGUUUAACAGAGCAGCAAACUGGAAUGUUGCCUCUACCAGAUUCAGGUGUUCUCACUGCAGCAUUUUUUAGAAUUACUGUAUAUUCUCUUUUGGAUAAUUGUGUAUUUUAUAUAACAAAAGUACUAAUUAGCCCUUGUUUUUACAAUGAACAAUUCACAAGAAUGUAACAAAUUUGUUUUAGAGUAGGGACAUGAAAUAACCUCAUAAAUACA
Messenger RNA from Triplophysa rosa, 1484 nucleotides. RefSeq lists its product as uncharacterized. The record is from RefSeq and is a predicted model, not a curated record. The transcript has a single exon. Bases 323 to 1195 code for a protein of 290 amino acids. Gene Ontology annotation, molecular function: zinc ion binding. NCBI's taxonomy places the organism in Eukaryota, Metazoa, Chordata, Actinopteri, Cypriniformes, Nemacheilidae.